CCUGCUUUGGUCGCCAUGGCGGACUCCGAUCACUUCGCGGUGAAGGCCUUGAUUCAACUUGCUAAUCAUACUUUCUUGUCGGAUGUUCUGGGUCAAUUCAUGCCCUUUGUUGGAAUGGAUUGGUCACAAACAGGUGUCACAAAUUUAUUUUCUGCUAUUAAGGAAAAUGGGUACCAAUUGCUUUUUCUCAGUGCACGAUCAAUUUCUCAGGCGUAUCACACCCGCCAAUUUCUUUUCAACCUUAAGCAAGAUGGGAAGGCUUUACCAGAGGGGUCUGUGGUUAAUGGAAGUGCUGUAGUUGCGAUGGUGGGGAAGAAUUGCUUUGCCAUUGCCAGUGAUCGUAGACUUGGUGUUCAGUUGCAGACUAUUGCCACAGAUUUCCAGAAAAUUUACAGGAUUCAUGAUAAGCUAUUUCUUGGCCUUUCGGGGCUUGGUACCGAUGCUCAGACACUGUAUCAACGGCUUGUUUAUCAGCACAAACUGUACCAACUUCGUGAAGAGAGGGACAUGAAGCCUGAGACUUUUGCUAGCCUUGUCUCAGCUCGUCUUUAUGAGAAAAGUUAUUCGGCGGGCUCCUCAUGAGUUCAAGAUUGCCUG
Messenger RNA from Cucumis melo (muskmelon), 597 nucleotides. Its product is annotated as proteasome subunit beta type-3-like. The record is from RefSeq and is a predicted model, not a curated record. Gene Ontology annotation, cellular component: proteasome core complex. The coding region runs from base 16 to 582 and encodes 188 amino acids. Gene Ontology annotation, molecular function: phosphatidate phosphatase activity. NCBI's taxonomy places the organism in Eukaryota, Viridiplantae, Streptophyta, Magnoliopsida, Cucurbitales, Cucurbitaceae. The transcript is spliced from 6 exons.